UGAUGGUUAUGAACUAACGUACUCACCUGGUCCAGCAGCUUAGCUCAGUGCUAACUUUUUGGCAACUGUCAGAGGUUUGGCUCGUCUGAGUUCAGUGUGAAACAACCGUAUUAAGUUGGACGCUAAAGGCGGAGGAGUUAAAUCAGUCCGAUUGUCCGCGCUGACCUCGGAGCCUGCUGAUGAAACUGACCAAUGUCAAGUAGCAACGCAGAAGCCAGAGUGAAGCUAGCAGCGGUCAGCUCGGGCUUCCGGUGAUGGCAGUUGGACUGACUCAGAAGUCACACUCGCUGCCUCAGAAGGUGCACCUGAAGAUGAGCUUACUGAAGCACGUCUUGUGCAAUGGCACACUGAGACGCGUGUCAACGAUGCGCCCCCUCCUGUUAGCCCUCACCACUGAUGAACUGACAGUGGCAGCAAAGGGCCUUCGACUCUGCCCAACACGUUCACCGGGCUGCUGCUUGCUGUCGACCUCUUCUAGCAUCAGGGCAGCGCAUCAGCCCAAACAUCAACCCCCAGAGGGCGACGCCCAGUCCACGACACAGUUGAGAGGAGAGACGACUCCUGAAGAGGUGGACCCCCUGCAGGACAAGUCCAUCGGUCUGGUACAGAGGUUUAAGAGGACUUUCAAACAGUACGGGAAGGUGCUGAUCCCUGUGCACGUCGUCACCUCCACCGUCUGGUUUGGAAGCUUCUACUAUGCUGCUAUGCAAGGCAUCAACGUGGUGCCAUUUCUAGAGAUGAUUGGUCUUCCUGAGUCAUUGGUGGGUCUUCUGAGAGACUCGUCCAGCGGAUACGCUCUGACUGCCUACGCCAUGUACAAGAUAGCAACUCCAGCCAGGUACACGGUCACACUGGGGGGAACGUCCCUGUCCAUACAAUACCUCCGGAAGCACGGCUACUUGUCCACCCCGCCGCCGGUGAAGGAUUACAUCCAGGAUAAAAUGGAAGAGACGAAGGAGAAACUAACGGAGAAGAUGGAGGAGACAAAGGAGAGAUUUUCUGAAAAGAUGGAAGAAACAAAAGAACGAUUUUCUGAAAAGAUGGAGGAGACUAAAGAUAAACUGUCUGAGAAAAUUCAGGAAACCAAAGACAGGGUGUCUGAGAGUAAAGCCUUCUUCAGGAAGAAAGAAUAAGACAGAAUCGCUGCACGUCAGAGACGCUUUGCACUUUCUUUCACUGUCCUCACCUCACGACUCACUCAGCACAUGUUGUCACCAUCCGGUCAUAAUGACCAGCUGACAGAACGAUUCCGGAGCACUUUCCCAGACCCUGUUAGAGAUGUUUCCUGUGCCGAGACAGUGCCAGAGCUCACAGAGCUCAUCCACACUUGCAGCUGACACUUCUUGUUGUCCAUCUAGUCAGAGCCUUUGUGAAGGCUGGAUGUCUGCAUGUGGUCGCUCACAGUUUUUCUAUUGUGUUUCUACUACAGCUAAUGCUAACCAGAGAGGUCCCAACAGUUUACGUGUGUGGAUGUGUUGCCGACGCUCGUUCCAUAUGGAGACGCUCAGAAAAUGUUGACUGUCAGCCGACUGAGUUUUCUGUUCUGGAAAUUUCAAUAAAC
Messenger RNA from Synchiropus splendidus (mandarinfish), 1561 nucleotides. RefSeq names its product family with sequence similarity 210 member Ab (gene mims1b). The transcript has 4 exons. Gene Ontology annotation, cellular component: mitochondrion. Lineage: Eukaryota; Metazoa; Chordata; Actinopteri; Syngnathiformes; Callionymidae. The record is from RefSeq and is a predicted model, not a curated record. The coding region runs from base 255 to 1133 and encodes 292 amino acids.